UACGUUACUGCCGAGAUCGAGGAGUUGUCUAUAUAUAUAUACCAAAAAUUAAGAGAACGCGCGUCAUAAUGAUACAUACGUAUCAUAUGAAGGUUAUAUAGUGGAAAUUGUUACAAGCUUUUUAUAAUUUGUUAAUUUCAAGUGUAAAUUGCAUAAGCAAAAUGAUUAUUUCACAGUUAAUAUGUCGUUCUAUAUUAUCCAAAGUAACGAGAAAUGUUUAUAGCAAUGGUAAACAAAAAAUUAAAUUUAUGUCGACACAAAACUCAAAACCAGAUACCAAAAGUAAAGUUGAAACUGUUCAUAGCAUUGGAAUUCACAUGCACCCUGUUACUAAUUUUGACAAAAGAAUAUUAGUAUGGGUUAAACGAUACCCAUCUAUGGCUGAUGUACCUGCACAAGUCACACGUGACUGUAUAUUGAAUGCACGAAGUAAAGCUAGAGUACGCACUUGCAACAUUAUGAUAGUAAUCUCAGUAAUAGGAUUUCUAAUUGCUGCUAUAAGUGGAAAACGAGAAGUAGCAAAGGGAAAUACACUGACUAAAAGAGAUUUGGAAUGGCAAAAAAGCUUACGAAAAGAACAAAUAGCAGCUGAAGAUAAAAAGUGAAGCACUUAAAUCAAUAGAGAUAUUUAUAUUAUAGAAACCAAUGAAUAUAACAUGUAAUAAUUUAAAUGUUUAUUUUUGCAUGCAGUAUUUUUGGAAUUAUAAAGUGAUAGUACUCAGAAUAAUAUAAUAAUUUUCAAUAGCUUUAAAAAAUAGUUAACUAUAUUUAUUAUAUGCAAGUAAAAGCUAUUUUCAUAAAAUAGCUCAAAAAAUAUAUAUGCAUAUAAUUAUUUAUAUUGCAAUAAUAUUUUUUGUACAUAGAUGUAAUGAAAUAUUACCAUUGCUAUCAUUACUUUCAUACUUAUACUGUAAUCAUAUAAUUUUAAUUUUCAAGUAAGAAUAUUUUCGAAAUUAAAAUAUAUUUUGUCUGUA
Messenger RNA from Vespa crabro (European hornet), 974 nucleotides. Its product is annotated as protein FAM162B-like. The coding region runs from base 162 to 605 and encodes 147 amino acids. The transcript has 4 exons. The record is from RefSeq and is a predicted model, not a curated record. Lineage: Eukaryota; Metazoa; Arthropoda; Insecta; Hymenoptera; Vespidae.